AGCGAUGGUUUUCUCCCUCCAGUCACAUCUGACGGAGCUUUUUAUUAUUUGCGAAAUGAAAAGCGAAAUUAAACCUGACGAGAAAAAGAAAAAAAAACCGAGAGGGAGCCAGGGCAGGAUUGAUUUACUUGCUGUAUUGGUAAAUAUGACCACGUGAUCCAUGUAACCAAUCCCUGUAGAUGCAGGCCAAGCAAAAAUACCAUGAUUGUUCAUAGAGGGAAGCUUCCCGUAACAGUGCAACCCUUAUUAUAUGAGUAGGAAGAGAUCAAAAAUGUCUUCCAGUGGCACUCUCAGUAACUGCUAUGUGGACGCUAUCAUGGGGCAGGAGCCGGAGGAUGUUUACGGCGCUCGCUUUCUCCAGGCUCCACACCCGGUGACCCCGAGGCCGUCAGGUGCCGGGGACAACGCAGACUUCUCCUCCUGCAAUUUUGCACCAAAGUCCGCCGUCUUCCCCUCGUCGUGGUCCUCGAUUCACCCGCAGGGGAUUUAUCAUCCGUACGCGCACCACCACCACCACCACCACCAGUCCCCGCAUCUGCCCGCGUCGGACGGGAGAUACGUGGGCGUCCGCUCCUGGAUGGACCCCAUAUCCAACCACGUUUCGUUCGCCGGAUUUCACGCCAGCAGCCGCUCGUACGGGACAAAGCCCGAGGUGCUGCCGCCCAAAGCUGCCGCGGAGUGCGACACGUUGGAGGCAGAGGCUCGGCCGCUGGAGUUCGCGUGUGCAGCGUCGGAGUGUCCGGAGAAGGCGAGCAAAGAGCACAGUGGCAGCGAGCUGUCGAGCCACAGCGAGCCCAAAGAGGAGAAACAACAACAACUUGACCCAAGCAACCCUGCAGCAAACUGGAUUCACGCACGCUCCACGAGAAAGAAGCGAUGCCCGUACACGAAAUAUCAGACUUUAGAGCUGGAGAAGGAGUUCCUCUUCAACAUGUAUCUGACAAGAGACCGGCGCUACGAGGUUGCCCGCAUACUGAGUUUAACCGAGAGACAAGUGAAGAUCUGGUUCCAGAACAGGAGGAUGAAAAUGAAGAAGAUGAACAGGGAGAGGGGCGGCAAGGAUCUGCUAUGAGUCCCCUGCUGCUGCUGCUGCUGCUGCUGCUGCUGCUGCUGCCAUUUCACACGUUUCCAUGUUUGUACCAACUGAAGCCAUCUGAACCAUUACAUUUCUUUUUUGGUAGGAGCCUCGGUUGGCAAUCUUUUAGACCUUCUUUUAGCAACAUAUUGAGUGUGAGUGUCACUACUUUUAAGCCCAACGCGCAGGAGUCUGUCCCGGUGAGACUGCCACAGACAGGAUCCCUCAUCAGAGACUUCAGCCACUUGGAAGUUUUCGGUUUUUACCAUUUUCCACACAAUCACAAACUGCUGAUUGUGGAGCAGCCCCCCUUUCUCCCACGUAGGAAACGUGCCUAUAUGUGUAUUGCUUUUAUAGUUGUUAAGAAUUUGGAGUUGUGUAUAUAUAAAACACUUUCACAGCUAAACUACUUUUGACUGCUGUUUGUCUCAGGACGCACACCAUACGCAAACUGUGGGGGAAUAUUGCGCCUGCGUUGCCUUCUGAAAAACCUUCUUAAAACAAGGGAAAGCAAACUCUACAUUUCAUUUUAAAUAUAUAUACGUCUAUUGAACAUGUUUCCCUUUAAUUAACACAUUUAACUACUUUUAUUUCCUGCGUGCUGCUGCUAUUUUGUGACCU
Hippoglossus stenolepis (Pacific halibut) is the source of this 1696-nucleotide messenger RNA. It is a transcript of the gene hoxd9a, whose product is annotated as homeobox D9a. Gene Ontology annotation, cellular component: nucleus. Gene Ontology annotation, molecular function: RNA polymerase II cis-regulatory region sequence-specific DNA binding; DNA-binding transcription factor activity, RNA polymerase II-specific. Bases 251 to 1072 code for a protein of 273 amino acids. Gene Ontology annotation, biological process: anterior/posterior pattern specification; DNA-templated transcription; embryonic skeletal system morphogenesis. NCBI's taxonomy places the organism in Eukaryota, Metazoa, Chordata, Actinopteri, Pleuronectiformes, Pleuronectidae. The transcript has 2 exons. The record is from RefSeq and is a predicted model, not a curated record.